Patiria miniata (bat star) is the source of this 1092-nucleotide messenger RNA. RefSeq names its product cancer-related nucleoside-triphosphatase homolog (gene ntpcr). The record is from RefSeq and is a predicted model, not a curated record. Gene Ontology annotation, molecular function: ATP hydrolysis activity. The coding region runs from base 119 to 706 and encodes 195 amino acids. NCBI's taxonomy places the organism in Eukaryota, Metazoa, Echinodermata, Asteroidea, Valvatida, Asterinidae. The transcript has 6 exons.
ACACUGUAGAGUGUAGUUUCAUUAGCGGUGUCGUAGUUCAGUUUUGGAACAGACCUUGCCAACGGGUACUGGUCAUCGUUUGAUUGUUGGUCAUCUUGCAUAAGAUGAGACAGUUGUCAUGGCAACAUCAUCUUCAGCCCCUUGCAUUCGUCAUGUAUUUCUCACUGGUUCUCCAGGUGUCGGUAAGACCACCCUAAUACACAAAGCCAUAGAGCAACUUCGGCAGAGCUCUCUAAACUUGCAUGGGUUCUACACAGAAGAGGCGCGAGCUGGCGGUAAGAGGACCGGUUUUGAUGUUAUCACAUUGAGUGGACGCAGAGGGCCUCUGGCUAGAGUUGGGCAGGGAAGGGGACCCGCUGUCGGCCAGUAUACUGUAGACCUGGUCUCCUUUGAAAGUCUUGCUCUUCCAGAACUCUCUGUAAAGGAGCAUGGAAGGUCUACCUCAUCCAUCCUCGUCAUAGAUGAAAUAGGAAAGAUGGAGCUUUUCAGUCAGAGUUUUGUCCAGCUGGUGCGGAGACUUCUCAGCCAAUCAGCUUGCCCGAUACUCGGCACCAUUCCUGUGCCUAAAGGCAAGCCACUGGGAUUGGUUGAAGAAGUCCGGAGUAGGACAGACGUGAAAGUAUUCAUGGUAACAAAAGAGAACAGAAACAAUCUACUGGCAGAGAUUGUUCAAACUGUGACGCAAGCCAGAGCCCAAAUAACGUGAAGUGGCUCAGAAGUCCCAUCAACCAUGAUACAGUCUAUGAGAGAUCUAGCCCGGAUUGUUAUCAAGGUGUUAAAGUGCCCUGCUAGUUGCAGGCCUGUAAAUAGGGAAACUUUCCCGUCGAUCAAACCAUUGUUUUUUUUUACGAAAGUUCUGUGCACAAAAAAAUGACAGGUCCCAAAUUUGAACAGACUUUGAGCUAGUGAUUUUGAGAAAAUUUAGAUCAAAGUGGACUCCAAAGUUGCUCUAUUUUGUAAUCUAGUUUAGGAAUAAUGCUGCAAUAUUGCGAUAGGCAUGAGGAGGGAUCAUCUCUGGAUCAUCUCUGGAUGAUCACUAGUUCCAAAAGUUACUUGAUUACCCUCUGAAAAUUGAACAGAAGUGCAACUCUG